AAUAGGGUAAACUUGCCCCCUCAUACAAAAACGCAUACAUUUCCUGCUCUCAUUUGGUGGCGCAAGAAGAUCAAAGGGAAGUCAAGAAGAUUCUAUUGACAUUACUCUUGCAUCCAUAACAUCAUAUCACCUCUCACAAGAAGGAAUGCCGUCUGAAUAAAAAAUCGUCAUUAAAAAUCUUACACAAAGUUGAAUUGGGGAUAGAAUAUCAAUCCCAUUUCUAUCACCAAUCAACUUUAUAUACAUAUAAAAGAGAAUGACAUCUUUACCAUCCAACGAUGGAUCUUCUCGAUCGCAACGGUUUGCAUUUGUUACUUUGGUCACAACAGAUCAUUAUCUGCCCGGUGCUUUGGUCUUAGCACAUUCUCUUCGACAAGCCCAUACAACAACUUCAAAGCCAGCAGGUGCCCUAACUCCUGCCGAUUUGGCAAAUUUAGGAGCUGCCGGUUUAUCAAAUCGAACGUCAAUCGAUAAAAAGGUGGAUUUGGUUUGUUUGGUAACACCUGCAACAGUUAGCGUUCGAACUGUGAAAACGUUGGUUCGAUAUUUUGACAAAGUCGUUGGUGUUGAACCAUUAAGCUUUUCAAGUUUAGCAGCCGCAAAAGCAAACGAAAGAGGAAAUCCAAAAGAUCGUCAUUCAGUAGAAGCAAAAGCUGCACGUAAAGUACGUAAUGAAACACGUCAAAAGUUGGCCCUUUUGGGAAGACCUGAUCUUGGAGAAACUUCAGGGGCUGCUCUUACAAAAUUACAUGCUUGGCGUUUGACCGGAUACGAUAAAAUCGUCUUUCUUGAUGCCGACAUUCUCGUCCUUCGUCCAAUCACUCAUCUUUUCAGCAUCACAUCAUCUUUGGCUGCUUCGCCUGAUAUAGGAUGGCCAGACGCUUUCAAUUCAGGCUUGAUGGUAUUGACCCCAAGUUUGACAACAUUUUCUGCUAUGCGAGAGUUUGCGAUCCAAAGUGGCAGUUGGGAUGGAGCUGAUCAAGGAUUUUUGAAUGACUUUUUUGGUGGUGAACAUGGUAGCAUUGAUGCCGGACCUGGAGGAGGCUGGCAACGAUUGCCUUUCCGAUACAAUGUCACGCCAAAUGCUGGAUAUACAUUUGCUCCGGCAUAUGAGAGAUACGGCUCUGGAAUCAUGACUGCGCAUUUCAUUGGCCAACAUAAACCAUGGAAUCGCCCUAAGCCCAGCGCACCUUCUUCUCGAUCAUCCAGCAGCCAAUCUCCUGCUAACUACGAUUCUUUGCUGUACAGAUGGCACGUAGCAUUUGAAGAAUGUUAUCCGCAAGUUGUGCAAAUGAAGAAUGGUUCGGCUGAUGUCAUUCAUACUGAACGCGGAGUUGAGGUUGUGGAAAAACCUUUUACUGUACCUUCCUACAAGGCAGUUUGGGAUUUGGAAGGAAGAGGAGAUACUUCCUCUCAUUCUUCAGGCACAGAAUCUUCUUCAAAGAGAUCCUCCAUUCAACGUAUUAGAGGAAUUCGUACUCCAUCAACACACAAUCUCUUUCGUGGAGCAGGUCAAGCAGAAGAUUUGAAAGAGAUGUUCAGUCCAGCAGUCAUUGCUGCCAGUGCAGCGGCUGAGCUGGAAAGUUUAGCAUCCAAUCCAAACGUUGUUCCCAAUGAAGGUGUCUAUAUAAGCUUGCCUCUUGAUAACCGAACAAGUCUUAUGGCAGCCGAGUUGGACAGUGGAGAUGAUGAUGAUCGUUUUUCUGAUAGCGAUCAAACUCUCCAUCAAUCUCCCCCAGUCGACAAUGCUCAAAUUCGACCUAUCUCUAUUCCUAAGGAUGAUGCAGGAGCGAUUGAGCCCGACAGUGGUGAAUGGUCUCCGCCAAAGGUUUCAUGGGACCCAGCCCGUGAACCACCGCCAUCAGGAGGUGGAUCGUCGGAAUAUCAAAUGCGCGUACCGGUUGAUGCAUUUUACGUGAAUGCAUGGGAUCAACCUUUGGCCGAACAAAGACGUAAUGCGAAUGCUCACAGUUCCGAAGGCAGAAGUGAAUCACAAAAGCGAACAUUAGACAAAUUGCAAAGAGAGCAUUUCUUUGAUAAUCUGGGAAGCGUUCAACCGGAUAUUCGUAAAGUGAAGCCUGUGUUCCCGUGGGAGGCAAGUUCAGCAAAGCCUACGUCCUCUCGCACUUUUCCGGAUGAGCCGGCAAGCGUUGUGCCUGGUAGUAGCGAUAUGCAAGCAAGUCAUGAAGCUGGAAGUAGCAACUCCCCAGAAGGUGGCUCUAAUACUGAAGAUGCUAAUUCCGAGCAAACACGCAAAGGAGGUUUUCCUGCCAUAAUCACCUACACUAAUGCAUGGGAUCACAUUGACCUUAGAGGAAAAGGAUCACGCAGACCGAAUAAUGGAAGCAACACGCAUAACUCUCGUGCCACUCAAGCUCAAGUGGAUCAAAGUCAUCGUGGUACACAAACAAAGCGAGAAGGACGAAGUAGGACAUCUAGUUAUGCACCACAAAACAACAAUGGCGGCGGUCACCAAGACGGACAUGACACUGUUUCUGCUGAUCAAAGUGGCGAUGGAGAUAAUGAGAGUAGUUCUUCCUCGGAUGAAGAGGUGGAAAGAGGUGGAGCUUCAUGGCGCAGGGAAGGACCCGGACCUGGCUAUCAACGUAGAGUGGAAUCACACCAGAUCCUCUCUCGCAGUCCAAGGCACACUCAACAACAAUUAGCUACAAGUCCUUCUCUUUCUCACUAUCAACAUGCAGGCAAUCAUCAUGAUCAGCAUCACUCACUCCAUGGAAGUGGCUCAAAUGUUGGAUUUAGUGGCAGUAAUGACUUGCUUGGCAGUGAUAUAUCACGCACACGAUCGCGUUCUUCUUCGAAUGCGAGCAAUGGCGGCCAACACGCAUCAAUACCACAUUAUGGAAAUGUUCCUCCGUCUUUACGAUCAUUCUAUCCGCGUGAUGGCAGAAGCAGCCCUCUUGUCGAAGAAGGAUUUUCUUCUUUGUCCAUGCCUUAUGAGCAAUUGCUAGCAUCACAUGACCGUAAUGGAAGAAGAAGGAUGGGAAUCCGAACGCCGACUGCAUCUCAACCUGGAUCGGCAAACAAUAGUGGAAGUUCAAGUCCAAUCUUUCCAAUUUCAACACCUCCAAACAUGAGCCCGAAUCAUUCACGUCAUGAUCUUUCACAAUUGAGCCGUCAUUCGAACACACAAUUCGGAUCUCGUUAUGUUCGUCGAGGCAAUCAAUCAUCAAAUCGACCAUACAUGUGAUUUAGCUAUACAUAUAUAUGUACAAUCUUUCUUCUUCUUCUUCUUCUUCUUCUUCUUCUUCUUUCAUAUCGUCAUGGUCUUACCUCAUGUAGUAGAAGUAGCAAACAUUGUACAAUGAUACCUUGUUCCAUAUCCG
Messenger RNA from Meira miltonrushii, 3344 nucleotides. RefSeq names its product nucleotide-diphospho-sugar transferase. Bases 257 to 3208 code for a protein of 983 amino acids. Gene Ontology annotation, cellular component: cytoplasm. Gene Ontology annotation, molecular function: glycosyltransferase activity. NCBI's taxonomy places the organism in Eukaryota, Fungi, Basidiomycota, Exobasidiomycetes, Exobasidiales, Brachybasidiaceae. The record is from RefSeq and is a predicted model, not a curated record. The transcript has a single exon.